Merops nubicus (carmine bee-eater) is the source of this 417-nucleotide messenger RNA. It is a transcript of the gene MYOZ3, whose product is annotated as myozenin 3. Gene Ontology annotation, cellular component: Z disc; actin cytoskeleton. The annotation marks the transcript as partial. The record is from RefSeq and is a predicted model, not a curated record. The transcript is spliced from 3 exons. NCBI's taxonomy places the organism in Eukaryota, Metazoa, Chordata, Aves, Coraciiformes, Meropidae. Gene Ontology annotation, molecular function: actin binding; telethonin binding; FATZ binding.
GGAGGGCCCCCUGCAGUGCCCAAGAAGACGGAGAAAGUCUUGCAGAUGAGCAAAAUCCUCAACCCCGACUCUCUGGCCCCAGGGUACUCAGGACCCCUCAAAGAAGUGCCCCCAGAGAAGUUCAAUGCCACUGCCAUCCCCAAAGGCUACCGAUCCCCGUGGCAGGGACUCCUCGGGGACAAGGACAGUGCUGUGUGUGGCAUGAACCAGCUGCCCACGAGACCCUUUCCGUGGGACUUCAAGAGCUUCAACAGGACCCCCGCCCCGUUCGACAGAGCCCUGCUCAGCGACCCCUUCUCCCUGCCCACCGUGGAGCUGGAGAGCCUGAGCGCCCUGGAGGUGAUUUCCCACAGACCCAACUUCAACAGAGCGGCGCAGGGGUGGGUGAGGAUCCUGCCGGAGAGCGAGGAGCUGUAG